AUCACAUAUUUUACCAGUUUGUGUAAUAGAAUUACAUCCCCCCCCUUUAAAAAAAGGGAUUCAAGGCAGUUAGGGUGACCAGAUGUCCUAAUUGUAAAGGAGGACAAGGCACCACAAAAUAUUCAACAAAAACCUAGCACAUUCUUCCUGGCCAAAAGGCUGAAAAAAGGCCUGUCAAGGGAAAAUAGACCAUUUGGUCGCACUGGAGGCAUAUAAUAAUAAACUGUUAAAACAAAAACAUAAUUUAUUCUUAAUUACAACUUUUACCCCAAGAUUCGUCAAAUUUGGUGCUGAAACUUUUUUUUGGGAGAGGUUGCUUUCUUUUCAGGUUAAGUGAGGGAAAGAGGCAAGUAUGAGGCUGAGGGGACAGAAGUGAGGGAAGCAAGCCAUUCCUCGCCAGGCCUCAGCCUUGUUUUUGAAAUUACAUAUUGAAAACAUAGGACUGCUUCCAUCACAAUGAAAUCUAUGGAAGAUCAAGUUGUACAGGAAGAUCUAGGAUACCAGGAUGAUGAGGAAUCCUUUUUCCAGGACAUUGAUCUGUUACAGAAACAUGGAAUUAAUGUGGCUGAUAUUAAAAAGUUAAAAUCGGUGGGAAUUUGUACAAUCAAAGGGAUUCAGAUGACAACAAGACGAGCACUAUGCAAUGUGAAGGGACUUUCAGAGGCCAAAGUGGAGAAGAUAAAAGAGGCUGCCAACAAGCUUAUAGAACCAGGAUUUUUAACUGCUUUUGAGUACAGUGAGAAGCGGAAGAUGGUAUUCCAUAUUACCACUGGAAGCCAGGAAUUUGAUAAACUCCUGGGUGGUGGGAUUGAAAGCAUGGCAAUCACAGAAGCCUUUGGAGAAUUCCGAACAGGCAAAACUCAGCUCGCCCAUACUCUAUGUGUCUCAGCCCAGCUUCCAGGACCUGAUGGCUAUACCGGUGGGAAGAUUAUUUUCAUUGACACAGAAAACACUUUUCGUCCAGACCGUCUUCGUGACAUCGCUGAUCGCUUCAAUGCAGACCAUGAUGCAGUUCUUGACAAUGUCUUGUAUGCACGGGCAUAUACUAGUGAGCAUCAGAUGGAACUGCUAGACUACGUUGCCGCCAAAUUCCAUGAAGAACCUGGCAUCUUCAAACUGUUGAUCAUAGAUUCCAUUAUGGCCCUGUUCCGUGUGGACUUCACUGGUCGUGGAGAACUGGCUGAAAGGCAACAGAAACUUGCUCAGAUGCUAUCGAGGCUGCAGAAAAUAUCAGAAGAAUAUAAUGUGGCUGUGUUUAUGACAAACCAGAUGACUGCUGACCCAGGAGCAACUAUGACUUUUCAGGCAGACCCCAAGAAGCCAAUUGGGGGCCACAUCCUUGCUCAUGCUUCUACAACAAGGAUUAGCUUGCGUAAAGGAAGGGGAGAGCUGCGUAUUGCCAAAAUAUAUGAUAGUCCUGAAAUGCCUGAAAAUGAAGCCACGUUUGCCAUAACUGCUGGAGGAAUUGGAGACGCCAAAGAGUAGCCAGACCUUGGUGUUGAACAGCUGAGGCACUUCCAUUGCUUCAGCCUUCUUUCAGUUCCUUAUGUUCACUGUAUCAAAUUCAGACCCUUCUGAAUUUCAUUUUUUUCAAACCAAUAUAAGGACACCCCUGUUUAUGUUUGCAGUUUUACUAUGUUUGUGUGUAAGGUAGAAAAUGAACAGCCUGGAAUGUUACCAAAAUGAACUUAUAUUAGUUGACCACCAUUUUAAGAACUGUACUUGAUACUUGUACUGUAGUUUCCAGGCAAACCAGAGUGUUAUGGGAAAAUGGAAAUCGUUUCUGUGGGAGGAACAGUAAUUCUUAGUAAAGUUUUUUAAAUUGCAUGAGACUUGACAGAUUUCUUUCACUGAAAAUGGAAUGUAUUUCUGCUUUUAAUAAAUAAUACGUUGCCACA
Molecule: messenger RNA, 1898 nt
Organism: Sceloporus undulatus (fence lizard)
Lineage: Eukaryota; Metazoa; Chordata; Lepidosauria; Squamata; Phrynosomatidae
Gene: DMC1
Product: DNA meiotic recombinase 1
Exons: 14
Coding region: 457-1485 (342 amino acids)
Biological process (GO): DNA repair; reciprocal meiotic recombination; mitotic recombination
Cellular component (GO): nucleus; condensed nuclear chromosome
Molecular function (GO): double-stranded DNA binding; ATP binding; ATP hydrolysis activity
Source: RefSeq, a predicted model, not a curated record